UUUCGAGAAACUAGUAAAAGACAGAGAAAGGGAAAGGUAGGAAGAAAACGAUAAAAAAACAUAAUCAAAAUGAGUUACCAGAGAGUUCCUCAAGAUCCUUAUCCUCCUCCCGGUUAUAAUCCUUAUUUCCCACCACCCCCACCAGAGGGCCACCCGUCAGCCCCACCUCCGCCAUCUUUCGAAGGCUAUCCGCCUCCCCCACCGCCUGGGUUUCCCUCUUAUCCUCCUCCACAACCGCCACAACAACCGGCUUACGAGGGUUACCAAGGGUAUCUUGCUGAAGGGUAUCCGCAACCUCCAGGUGGUCAUCCUCAAUAUCAACAAUGUCAACCCCAGUAUGAGCGGUACAAUAACCAGGAGGACUAAUCUGAUGCUGGAUGUUACGCUUUCUUACAAGGCUGUUUGGCGGCUCUCUGUUGCUGCUGUGUGUUGGAGGAGUGCUGCACAUGAUAAUUCGUGAAUGAUCGAAUUAUGUCAUUUACAUUUCUGGUUUUUCUAUGCUUCGUUUCUACUGUAUGGAGGGAGAAAUGCAGCUAAUAAUGAGUUUUACCCUUCGUUAAUGGUAGUUGUUACUGUUCUAUAAAGAGUCGUAUACGUGUAGGGGUUCCAUCCAAAUCCUACUUGUAAUAGUUUUUAUCCACUCGAACUUUGUAAACAGAAGUUUUCAUUAUAAAUA
Messenger RNA from Hibiscus syriacus, 676 nucleotides. RefSeq names its product basic salivary proline-rich protein 2-like. NCBI's taxonomy places the organism in Eukaryota, Viridiplantae, Streptophyta, Magnoliopsida, Malvales, Malvaceae. The record is from RefSeq and is a predicted model, not a curated record. The coding region runs from base 70 to 366 and encodes 98 amino acids. The transcript is spliced from 3 exons.